GUGUGUGUGUGUGUGUGUGUGUGCGUAUUAUUAAAGAGUAUAAAAGUCAAGUGUUGUGCUUCCUAGUUAAGAGCUUUAAGUUUCUCACAAGUUGCAGCUUCUUUAACUGCAUGAGCGAUGAUCAACGGAAAACAAAGGGGGCUUCAAAAUAAGGUUGUCUGUACCUCUCAGAAAAUCUUUGGUUCUGUUUAGUUUGUUACCUAUAAACUAAUUAAAAAAGUUUUACUACAUUAAGUGCAGCAGUAUAUAUUAUACUUUUUUCUUUCUUUUUUAAGCAGUAAAUGGCAGACACUAAUGAAAGCUCUGUGGGAGCUUAUGUUUAUCAGAAUGUGGUCAAAGGGGAAAUGGGUUGGAUAGCUUUUAUAAAGAUGUCAGUAUUAAUUGUGGUAACUCUGUUUGCUGUGUAUGUAAACUGUGUUAUUCUUUAUGUUCUUAACAGUAAGCCUGUGUUUAAAGAAUCAUCCCGCUACAUACUGUUUGCCCACAUGCUCUUCAAUGACACUGUUCAUCUCAUUCUCACUUUUUUCUUGUUUGUCUUUGCUGUGAUCUUCCUCAAGUUGGCUAAAGCUGUCUGUUCCAUGAUCCUGUUUUUUAAUUCUACAACAUUUUAUAUUGCACCUUUAAACCUGGCUGUGAUGUCUCUGGAACGCUAUGUGGCUAUAUGUUUUCCUCUAAGACACACUGAAAUAGCCACUCAGAAAAGGACUGGCAUUGCCAUUGGUUUUGUGUGGUUACUUGGCUCUAUAAAUAUUUUAAUUGACAUUAUUACUGCAGCAAUUUUGGACCCCAGAUUCUUCAAUGCUGAAAUGUAUUGCUCUCGUGAACAGCUGUUCUACAGACUCUGGCAGCCUGAGGUGUUCAGUGUAUUUAUUGGGUUUUACUUUGUGUCAGUGACCCUGAUCAUCAUCUUCACUUACAUCAGCAUUAUGAUCACAGCCAGGUCUGUGUCCUCCAACAAAGACUCUGCUAAGAAAGCCCACAGGACUGUGCUGCUGCACUUCAUUCAGCUAGGCCUGUGCACAAUGUCUUUUCUAUAUAACACCAUAGACAGAGCACUUUAUAUAGUGACUGGCAGCGCUAACUCUCUAUAUUUACAUGUGCAAUAUGUGAACUUUCUCUUUCUACUGAUUCUGCCUCGCUGUCUGAGCCCUCUUAUCUAUGGGCUGAGAGACGAUGCUAUUAGACCUUUAUUUAAACAUUAUUUCUGUCCCUGCUUUAGAAAAUUCAGCCCUGCUGUGAAUGUGCAGUAA
Molecule: messenger RNA, 1250 nt
Organism: Astyanax mexicanus (Mexican tetra)
Lineage: Eukaryota; Metazoa; Chordata; Actinopteri; Characiformes; Acestrorhamphidae
Product: odorant receptor 131-2-like
Exons: 1
Coding region: 282-1250 (322 amino acids)
Biological process (GO): G protein-coupled receptor signaling pathway
Cellular component (GO): membrane
Molecular function (GO): G protein-coupled receptor activity
Source: RefSeq, a predicted model, not a curated record